AAGAAAAAGACUAGCUGAAAACCGUUUUGAAUUUGUUGACAAACAGUUGCGGCACCAAAAGGGUACCCACCAAAAGGUUCGAGGAAAGAAAGAAUCAUGUUGCGUUCUACUAUUUUGCGACAACAGAUCAUCAGAAUUUGCAAUUUGAAGAAUUGCAUCCUUAGCUGUGGUAAAAUCAAAACUACAGGAAGACAACUCCCUCCUUUUCCUUGGAGAACUGCAUCUACACAUUGCCAUGGUAGCAGUGCAGCAGUCGCAAAGGAGAGUAUCGUGAUGGAGGGAUUGAAACAGCGUAUCCAUACUCUAGGUCCCAUCACAGUAGCAGACUAUAUGAAGGAAGUCCUUACAAGUCCUGUUGGGGGUUACUACAUGCAGGGAGAUGUGUUUGGUGAGAGAGGAGAUUUCAUUACUUCCCCAGAGAUAAGUCAGAUGUUUGGAGAGCUGAUAGCUCUGUGGAUCAUCCAUGAAUGGUCAAGAUUAGGAUGUCCGAGACCCCUACAGCUGGUAGAGCUUGGUCCUGGUAGAGGUACCCUUGCAGAUGAUGUACUCAGGGUUUUUAAGCAGUUUCCUCAGCUUCCCCUGGACACCUUGAGCCUCCAUCUCAUUGAGGUGAGUCCUGGAAUGAGUGAUGUCCAGCACAAGACACUCACAGGUCACCAACAGAGGUUAAAGGAUGAGGUCAAUGGAGGGGUCAUCGAUGGUAUACCAUACAGGUUGGCAUCAACCAAGGGGGGUAUUCCAGUCUCAUGGUAUACAAGUCUUUCCCAAAUUCCAAGUGGUUUCACAUGCUUCCUUGCACAUGAAUUCUUUGAUGCCUUACCAAUUCAUAAAUUUCAGAAAAGUUCUUCUGGAUGGCGAGAGAUAAUGAUUGAUGUGGAUGAUGAUUCUAACAGUCCUCAAGACCUCAGGUUUGUUCUGUCACCAGCCCCUACGCCGGCUUCUAAUUCCUUCAUCCAGGCCUCAGAAACGCGAGACCAUGUAGAGGUGUGCCCGACUGCCGCGGUCAUUGUCCAAGAGAUGGCAGGACGUAUCUACAGUGAUGGCGGCAUGGCACUCAUUGUUGACUACGGACAUGAUGGCACCAAAACAGAUACAUUCAGGGGUUUCAAAAACCACCAGCUCCAUGAUGUGUUGUGUGAACCUGGUACAGCUGACCUUACAGCUGAUGUAGACUAUGCUUACCUCAGACGUAUGGUUGGGGAUAGAGCUGCUACCUAUGGCCCAAUUCACCAAGGUUUGUUCUUACAGAUGAUGGGAAUAGACACAAGACUAAAGGCAUUAUUGAAAAGCACACCUUCGGAGGAACACAAGAACCUAAUCAGUGGCUACAAGAUGCUGACCCAGCCAGAUCAAAUGGGCGAGAGAUUCAAAUUCUUUUCUAUCCUACCUCAUCUACCAAACCAGUAUGUUCCAGCUGGAUUCAGAUGAAAUUUUAUAUAAUCUUUAUGCAUUUUUAUUACUACCAGAUAUCAUUUGAAUGCUUCCAUUGUUUUAUCUUCACUCUCACUGCCGCAGUGCCUUACCAGGCGACAUUUAAUUUUACAGCUAUGGAAGCACUUGAUUUAUGUUGUAUAUAUUACAGUAUGUAUGAAUAAGAGUAUAUUAUAAUGAAUAUAUAGAAUAAUUGUAGUGCAAUAACCCUAUUUAAUAGGGCCAAGUUUUUUUUUAUAUACCUUUACCCACCAAAGAUAAAUGCCAGAUGCAUUAUUCACAAAUUUGGUUUAAAACUGUGGUGCACAUCAUAGUCGUACAGUUUUCAUGAAAGCUUAAUUUAGCCUAUCAUUGAGAAUAGGCUUAAUAUCAAUGAGCCCAGAUUUUUUAAUGAAUUAGCCCACUCUUUAUAUAAAUUAAUGAACUGCUUACUCAAACUGUAGCAACAAGCAUAAAUUUAGCACCUUAUGUAGCAUACAAAGUCAAGCAGUAACUCUGGACGACGAUUUAUGUCUAAAGGCAAAUAGAGCAUGAGCCCAUUUAGAGAUGAGUUGCUGUAUUACCAACCAACCAAUUGUACAAUUGUAGAGUUUCUGAGCAUGUUUGCAGCUCGUCUGCAAACUCUCUAAGCUCCUUGUUACUAGUCACCGCAAACCCAUCUGUGACACACACCUCAGCCAUGCUUCUUCCAUCUUGUGGUUGUCUCCGAACCAUUCUGCAAGGAGCUCCUUUGCUCUAGUUUAGCCGCAAUCAGGUGGCAUCAUCAUUCUUUCAAUAUGACAAUACAGCACGUACCUAUCACAGAAUCCCUCUGACCCUGUAGAAUUUGAGCAAUCACAUUCAACUUACACAUUGUCUACACAGCUAUUGAUAUUGUCUUCCAUUACACUUCCUAACGGCAUAGCAAAAUCUGUGUAAGAGUGGAAGCCGUUAACAGACCUGCCAACCUCUGGGAAUGAAAAAUUGUAUUCUGUGAUAAAAAAAAACAGUAUUUUUCCCAAAAAAGUGUAUUUCAUAAUGAAAUGCGUGGCGCACUCGCUCAUCGCUGCGCUCAAGCUGCAUGCAAGCUAAAAUGCGCACUGCUCUUGCAGAUGAAAAAAAAAACAUUGAAACGUGUAUAUCUCACCUAAGUUUUAUGAAAUAGAGACAUAUAGAGAUGAUUUUUCCUCAAUAAAUCAAUAAAAAAAAAUUUUACAAAAACAUUUUUCAAAGAAAAAACGUACUGCCGUAUUUUGGUUGCAAAAACGUACUAAAUACGCAAAAAACGUACUGGUUGGCAGGUCUGUGUUAAUCCACAAAAAUCCACACUUGAACUUGCUGAGCUGUUUGGUUCAUAUUAUUUUUCAAACAUUAAAUAAUUUGACAUCUAAGCAUAAAUACAUUGGCUUGUCUAAAAAUAUGACUCGACUCAACAAGACAGCCAAAUCUAACCCUUUUAAGGCCAUAGUUGUUCCCCAUCCAAGCCGCCCUCUGUCGGCAAACCUUACAAGAUAAAUCCUAUUCCUCAUUUAUGAUAUAACAGAACUUUCACCUUAUAACAUAAGUUUGUUUCACUGUGUGAACUAUGUAGCUCAAGUACCAAUAUUACCUUUGUGAAUCAGGCGAUGUUUCUUCAUCUUCCACUAACCAUCCCGUUUUCGUUCUCGCCACUAUUUUAGAACCAUUUGAUACAUCAACAUCAAUAUUAUCUUAUAUGUUUGCAUCAGUGUUCUGUUUUAAGAUUUAUAUUAUUUACUUAUGCCCAACAUACAUAUGGUUUGUUUUUCAUAUUUCCCAGACACUCCUGUUUUGUCUCAGAGCUGCUUGUCUUGGCUUGCAGUGAAUAUUAGGGUAGUGAUGUGUAUGAAAAUGAGUAUACUAGGCUUGUAUCUGUAAUCAUUUAUUUAGUGACCUUUCUAUGUAUCUCUGUCAGAUAUUCAUUUUUGUCUCACCUGCAUAGCAGAGUGAGACUAUAGGCGCCGCUUUUCCGACGGCGACGGCGGCGGCGACGGCGUCAACACCAAAUCUUAACCUGAGGUUAAGUUUUUGAAAUGACAGCAUAACUUAGAAAGUAUAUGGACCUAGUUCAUGAAACUUGGCCAUAAGGUUAAUCAAGUAUUACUGAACAUCCUGCCUGAGUUUCAUGUCACAUGACCAAGGUCAAAGGUCAUUUAGGGUCAAUGAACUUAGACCAUGUUGGGGGAAUCAACAUCAAAAUCUUAACCUAAGGUUAAGUUUUUGAAAUGUCAUCAUAACUUAGAAAAUAUAUGGACCUAGUUCAUGAAACUUAUACAUAAGGUUAAUCAAGUAUCACUGAACAUCCUGCAUGAGUUUCACAUCACAUGACCAAGGUCAAAGGUCAUUUAGGGUCAAUGAACUUUGGCCGAAUUGGGGGUAUCUGUUGAAUUACCAUCAUAACUUUGAAAGUUUAUGGAUCUGAUUCAUGAAACUUGGACAUAAUAGUAAUCAAGUAUUACUGAACAUCCUGUGCAAGUUUCAGGUCACAUGAUCAAGGUCAAAGGUCAUUUAGGGUCAAUGAACUUUGGCCAAAUUUGGGUAUUUGUUGAAUUACAGCCAUAAAUUUGAAAGUGUGUUGGUCUAGUUCAUAAAACUUGGACAUAAUAGUAAUCAAGUAUCACUGAACAUCCUGUGCGAGUUUCAGGUCACAUGAUCAAGGUCAAAGGUCAUGUAAGGUCAAAGAACUUUGGCCACGUUGGGGGUAUUUGUUGAAUUGCCAUCAUAUCUCUAUAAGUGUAUUGGUCUAGUUCAUAAAACGUGGAAAUAAGAGUAACCAAGUAUCACUGAACAUCUUGUGCGAGUUAUAGUAGUUUUCAAAAUCAGCACUGCUGCUAUAUUGAAUCGCGUGAUGCAGGUGAGACGGCCAGAGGCAUUCCACUUGUUUACUGUAAAUGAGUUGUACUCUUAUAUCCUGAAGCGAGUCGAUAGAAUCAAUAUAAAGUCUAAAUCUAAACCUUUCUAAUGUCAGUGUGUACAAGAAGAGUGAUAUUUACAAGUUUCUGUUUACAUGCAGAUGAUAGCAAUCCUGGGCAAUUCAUAGGCAAUCCAGACUGAGUGAAACUGCCAAAAACGUCCUCAUGAGGAGUGAAUCCAAACAUUUUUUAUUCUUAGAGGAAAAAAAUUGAAUAAAUAUAAUUUCAUAUUAUUAGAUACAAAAUAAUUAGUGGGGAUGUGACAUCAUAAACUUGCUCAUUGCACAACAAAUGUGCAUUAUACCUUUCAAGUAUCAGAAGUGGUGCAAAGGUGCACGGACAAAUUUGUUAUUGUGUUUAAUAUAUGAUGUCAAAUGAUUUUUUAUGUAAAUCUGGACAUUAAUUAUGGGCUAACCUUUUCUAUUUUGCACCAUUUCCAAAUAAAAGAAUGUGAUUAGUCCAGUUAUUGUCACUUUGCACAAAACAAAGCUCUUGCCUCUGCAACAUAUUCCUUGACACCUCAUAUUCCAUUUUAGUCUCACCAUGUCUGAGCAAGAAAUGUCUGAGAUCCAUCAUCAUGAAAUAAUUUAUUAUCUAUUCUACAGCCUCUUUAAUUUUUGUAUAAGAUCAAACUUAUAUGAUGAGGAUCUUACACCAAGCCUUCUAAUUUUCAACUCGUGUUACGUUAUUGUUUCUAUAAUGAUAAUAAUCAACUGAACUUUUUUCAGCUAUUUGUUUUUCUUUAUGUGAAAAGCACUUUGAUCAAAUAAAACUACGCCUUGAUAGUUUGAA
Messenger RNA from Lytechinus pictus (painted urchin), 5132 nucleotides. Its product is annotated as protein arginine methyltransferase NDUFAF7, mitochondrial-like. Gene Ontology annotation, molecular function: protein-arginine omega-N symmetric methyltransferase activity. The record is from RefSeq and is a predicted model, not a curated record. Bases 97 to 1428 code for a protein of 443 amino acids. The transcript is spliced from 11 exons. Gene Ontology annotation, biological process: mitochondrial respiratory chain complex I assembly. Gene Ontology annotation, cellular component: mitochondrion. Lineage: Eukaryota; Metazoa; Echinodermata; Echinoidea; Temnopleuroida; Toxopneustidae.